AUGUUAUUAGUUACACAGAAGAGCAAACACGGCCCGGGCCAAGUUCGUAGUACCGGGCCGUGUUCUAUGGGACAUGCGAGGACGGGCGCGCCGGUCCUAGUGGACCCGCGCGAGCCGCGAGCUCAGCAUGAGCAUUGCGGCGCUGGCCGUCCUCGUCUUCUGCGUCGUCGUGCCCGCAGUGUUCGCCCUCACCACGAUGCGUUCCUCCAUCAAUUCCUACGCCGGCCCGUUCACCAUUCUGUUCAAAGAGGCGACCCAGUGCCCCGAAGGCACCGUCACCCCGGGCCGCUUGGUGGCCAACCUGACGGGCGCCCUCCACCACUCGAAGUUCACCAAGGCCGCGGUGUUCGACGGGCUGGCCCUCGUGACGAGGGACGUCGACUUCGGCGACCUCGGGCUCAAAGUCGCCGUCGCCAAGUGGGACAGCGUCGCCGGCUGGAGGGAGAACUUCUUCCGCAUGGACGGCGGCGAGUACUGCAACGUGAUGGUCUCCAUCGGGAGGGACGCCGCCUCGGUGGUGAACCGCAACAACCCCAAGUUCCCCAAGAGCUGCCCGAUCCCCAAAGGUACGUACAUUUUCCACAAUCUGAGCACCGAGCUUCUACAACGCUGGGAACACUUUCCAGUCUUCCCCUACGGCCGGUUCAGAGGAGACAUGAUUUUUUAUGAUUUGAAAUCCAAGCAAAACAUAGUCGGAUGUUUCAGAGGGGUCAGCGAUAUUGUUCCGAAAGUGAAAAAAAGUUGAUAAUAAAGUUUAAGGAGCGCAGCGUCUUAAGUUCAAAAAAAGUAAACACAUAAAUCAAAUUUAUUUCACCACUUAUUCCAACUCUAAUCUAUGUUAGCAAUUUUUGGUGCUUCUCCGCUUGCUUUUAAAGCUACCCCCACUAUCACUAUCCUCUUCCAGACUCACUCCACUUCCGGUAUGAAAAACUAAGCCGAACCCCAAAACGACUGUCAGUUGUCACAUUAUGUUGUUGUUGAUUAUUGUUUUUGUUGUUGCUUAAAUGUUGUGGUGGAGUAAAUAUUGUUAAAAAUUCCUGAAGAAAAAUACAAGCCGAGAGGCUUGUAUAAUUGUACAUUGACUUC
This is a messenger RNA of Frankliniella occidentalis (western flower thrips), 1086 nucleotides long. RefSeq lists its product as uncharacterized. The record is from RefSeq and is a predicted model, not a curated record. The transcript is spliced from 4 exons. NCBI's taxonomy places the organism in Eukaryota, Metazoa, Arthropoda, Insecta, Thysanoptera, Thripidae. The coding region runs from base 128 to 745 and encodes 205 amino acids.